AACGUCUUUAUCCGUUUAUCUAGUCUUGAAUUUUCCCACCUUACGGCCAACUUCAAGGUAGUGUGAAAUAAUCUGAAGUUAGCUAACGUCUGUAUCGUGUUUUCGGUCGUGUGUGUCAUCAAAAGUGUAAAACGUUCUUCAUAAGACUUUGGUAUGAUGGAGAAAUUAAGAAGAGCCCUCAGCGGCAAUGACCAAUGCGAUGAAGAGAGUGGUAUUAUAACACAGUCGGAUAUUGAUUUUGUGGUUAUGGAUUCAUCAACACUCAGCUGGUCAACCAGGAUAAAAGGCUUUGCGAUUUGUUUUGUUAUUGGAAUCCUUCUUUCAAUAUUGGGUUCAUUUGCUUUAUUCUUAAGACAAGGAUUAAAUGUCUUUGCUGUCUUUUACACAUUAGGAAAUAUUAUAGCACUAGCGAGCACAUGUUUCUUGAUGGGACCAGUUAAUCAAAUAAAGAAAAUGUUUGCUACAACAAGAAUAAUUGCGACAAUUCUUGUAUUAGUCUUUAUUGCACUGACAUUAUUUAGCGCCAUCAAGCUGAAAAAGGCUGGGUUGGCUCUCUUGUUUAUUAUUUUUCAGUCAUUAGCUAUGACAUGGUACUCCAUCUCCUAUAUUCCCUAUGCCCGAGAUGCUGUUAAAAAAACUGUUCAAACUUGCGUCAAGUAAGAAGCAUAUUUAAUUGAGGUUGGCAUCUUUAAAAUUUCCAUAAUGGUGAUCGAAACUGCAUUGAAUCUUGGACAAUUAAAUCCUUCACGAAGUAUAGAUAUAAUUCAAAAAGUUCUUUAACGUAUUAUCUGUGUAGAUCUUGCAUAGACGAGAUAAUUUCUUUGUUAUCAGCUUACAAAUUAAAACAUCUUCAAGAUCUACUUUUUUAGUUUCACCCAAAAACUGGGCCUUGAAUGAACGAUCUGAACACUGAAUGAAGAAUUCCAAAGUUCAAUGCAAACUGUCUAGUUGGUUCACAUUAGUAUGAUAAAUAUUUUUUUAUGCAAAUCGUAAUGUAAUUUUUUAUGAGAAAUUAUGGUAGUUAUGAUUCGCAUAUAAAACAUGACCAAUUUCCAACAUAUUAUUUUUGCUGUACAAAGUAUGUCACACAAAUGUAAGCACAAUUUCGUGUAUUUUUUUCUAUUUCACGUGAUAUGCUUUACGUUGUAAUUAGAUGACCUCAUAUAACGUUCAAGAAAGUGCCUUAUGGACAUUUGUAACAAUAUUUUUUUAAUUCAACUUAGUUUUGGUAAAUUUGAUUGACAAAUAUCUUUUGAAAAGUUGUACUAUAGAUCGUCUUGAUUGGAUUGAUGUUUUUCAUUAUGAGAAAUUAUUUAUUCAUAACUAUUUGAUGCAUUUGUUAAAAGAAUUCAACGCGCUUUUACACAUACUACUUCGACCUAAGGGUAUUUUUUUUCAUUGUAUAUGUAGCAAUGAAGAGAAGCUUAGUAUUGUAUGUUGAAACAUACACAAUUUAUACAGCUUAUACAUAAGCUUUUUCUUAUACGUAUUGCAAAUAACUUGUAUAGUACUUAUCUAUAAACAGUUUACAAUUGUGUUUAACCAUUUGUAAAACGUAAUAUUAACGUGAACCUGUUUGUUAUACAACAUUUAAUAUAUUUAUAACGACGAUAAAUAAAAUAGUUGACAAAA
Cephus cinctus (wheat stem sawfly) is the source of this 1632-nucleotide messenger RNA. Its product is annotated as vesicle transport protein SFT2A. NCBI's taxonomy places the organism in Eukaryota, Metazoa, Arthropoda, Insecta, Hymenoptera, Cephidae. Bases 154 to 660 code for a protein of 168 amino acids. Gene Ontology annotation, cellular component: membrane. The record is from RefSeq and is a predicted model, not a curated record. Gene Ontology annotation, biological process: vesicle-mediated transport. The transcript has 6 exons.